UAUUUUUAAGGCAUAUAAGGCCUGUCACUCUCAGCACUCUCUUUGAUCUCCUUGACUGCACUUGUAUCCUGUGUGUGUGACAGGAGCAAAGCACAAAGAACAGGAAAAUGGGCGUCCCCUCAAUCCGCAGCAGCUUCUUCGUCUUCUUCGCGCUGGUUUUUGUUGCUCUUCACGGCCUUCUUGUCACUCUCUCAGCUGCUUCUGAAUCUGAAGUUGCUGAUGAGACUCCGUUCACUUACAUCGAAGGAACCGGAAAAGGGCCGAAAGAAUGGGGCCGGAUCGAUCCGCGUUGGCGAGAAUGUGGCACCGGGAAAUUGCAGUCUCCGAUCGAUCUGCUCGAUGAGAGAGUGCAAGUCUUUCCGAAUUUGGGGAAGUUGAAGAGAGACUAUAAACCGGCUCCUGCCACAGUGAGGAACAGGGGACAUGAUAUCACUGUAAUGUGGAAAGGAGAUGCGGGGAAGAUCAACAUAAACGGGACGUACUACAAACUUCUGCAGUGUCACUGGCAUUCGCCAUCCGAGCACACAUUCAACGGAUCGAGAUACGACUUGGAGCUUCACGUCAUCCAUUUAAGCUCUCACGGAGAAAUAGCCGUUAUCGGGAUCGUCUACACGUAUGGCCGACCUGACCCUUUCCUCACAAAGCUUCUCGAACACAUCAGAGCAGUCGGGAAGAAGGGAGUAGUUGGGAAGAAAGAAAGAGACUUGGGGGUCAUCAAUCCAGGGAUCAUCAAAUUCGGCAGCCGGAAAUACUUCAGAUACAUCGGUUCCCUCACGGUCCCUCCGUGCACCGAGGGCAUCGUGUGGACCAUUGUCGGGAAGGUGAGGACAGUCUCGAGGGAGCAAGUAAGAGCUCUGAGAGAAGCUGUUCAUGAUGGAUAUGAAUCCAAUGCAAGACCGACUCAGCAACUGGAUGGAAGAGCCGUCUGGCUAUACACUCCAAGAGUUGACGGAGGUGCUGCUUAGGUCAGACUUACGUCGAGCCAGCAGUUGUGAGAGAUUGCUUUCGACACAAUAAAUCGCAGUCUCAAUCUCAAGCUGCUCAAGCACCGGCCAGAUCGUUCAUCCGUGCAGUUUCAGAGCUCUUAUUAGUAUUUUCUCAGCUUCCAAACUGUCUUUUAGCUCCUCACAACUUUUAACUAUUUACAGUCCAAA
This is a messenger RNA of Syzygium oleosum, 1154 nucleotides long. Its product is annotated as alpha carbonic anhydrase 4-like. The transcript is spliced from 7 exons. Gene Ontology annotation, molecular function: carbonate dehydratase activity; zinc ion binding. The record is from RefSeq and is a predicted model, not a curated record. Lineage: Eukaryota; Viridiplantae; Streptophyta; Magnoliopsida; Myrtales; Myrtaceae. Bases 108 to 965 code for a protein of 285 amino acids.